CUUCCCGUUCUCUCUCAAAAAAAAACAUUCUGUCGAAAUCCUCUCUCCCGCGAAGUUGAUAGAAAAACACACACUCUUUUGCAACUUUUGCACGCAAUAAAUGAGCAACACACACACAGUGUGGGUUCAACAGAAAGCCUGUUACAUCAGCUGUCGAAUGGCGCUGGUUUCAUGCCCAUCGAACAGUCACAGCACGAAGUGAACGGCGCCAAAAGCAGGCACUUCAUGGCAGCAAUUUUCAAGCGGGCAUACUUGUUGCGGGUCCGGAAAAAACAAUUAGGUUCUAAAAUAGGACCUGAUGCAAACUGCUCAACAUGGCGCGUACAACGCUAAAACAAAAAUUGAAUUUGAGCCGGCCUUUGUAGAGCAACUCGCCGCCCACGCCAGGCACCUGGCCAAUCCAGCACCUACCAUGACCAAGCGUGGUAGACGGGUACCGACAGGCGGCACCAGUGGCCGUCCACCUACAGCGAUCAAGGGGGCCAACGCUGCGGCCGCAAGAAAUGCAAAGGCUAUGAACAAGCUCCUGGAUGAUAUGGAGAAGAGAGAGGCGGCCACCGCCGCUGCCGAAGCAGCUCUCGCGGCCAAGGAAGAAGAGGUGAAGGCCGUGAAGGCGUCAGUGGACAAGGAUCGGGAAAAGCUCGCGCGGGACAUCGCGAGGUCGGACGUGCUUUAACAGCAGCUUGAACGGCGAGAGCAGGAUCGUGUCAGCAAGGUUGCUGAAGCGGCGACUUCCAAGCUUGCCCCUCUCGCGCUGAAGUUUGUCAGGGACUCUGUGCAAUCACUGAGGCCCAAGACUAGCGAGCUCACCACCCUG
Molecule: messenger RNA, 817 nt
Organism: Ectocarpus sp. CCAP 1310/34
Lineage: Eukaryota; Phaeophyceae; Ectocarpales; Ectocarpaceae
Source: the annotation of a GenBank genome assembly